GGGGGAGGCUUCUGUGAGAAAGAACAUGGGGUUGCCCUUUGCCAGACACAGCCACCUUCUGCUGGUGCCAGCGGACCCGCUGCUGGCAAAGCUGAGCACGUCACUGAUGCUGGAAAAUACGAGAGAAACAGCUGUACAGACACCAAGGAUAGUGAGGAAAGAGUGGGAGAGGGUGGUCCAGAGGAAAGAUGGCAGAAGACCAGCCGCACCUGUGCAUUCAGAUGUCAGACUCGAAUACAAAUGGCAUCCCCAGCAGAAGGCCGUCCUCGCCAGACUUAGCUGGCAGGGCAGGGACCGUGCUCACUUUCCACAACAUCUGCUACCGUGUGAAGAUGAAGACCGGGUUCCUGUGCUGUCGAAAAACAGCCACUAAAGAAGUUUUGAGAGAUGUCAAUGGCAUCAUGAGACCUGGACUGAAUGCAAUUUUGGGACCCACUGGCAGUGGUAAAUCUUCGCUACUUGACAUUUUGGCUGCAAGGAAGGAUCCCCAUGGGCUUUCUGGUGACAUUUUGAUCAAUGGAGCUCCUCAGCCUGCCAACUUUAAAUGUACCUCUGGGUACGUAGUACAGGAUGAUGUGGUGAUGGGAACCCUGACUGUAAGAGAAAAUCUGACGUUCUCAGCAGCACUUCGCUUGCCAAAGUCAGUGAAGGAACAGGAAAAAAAAGAACGGGUGGAUCAGAUUAUCAAGGAACUGGGUUUGAGCAAAGUGGCAGAUUCCAAGGUUGGCACCCAGUUCACUCGUGGGGUGUCCGGAGGAGAGCGGAAAAGGACCAAUAUUGGGAUGGAGCUCAUCACAGAUCCUGCCAUCUUGUUUUUGGAUGAGCCAACUACUGGACUUGAUGCCAGCACUGCUAAUGCUGUUCUACUGCUACUGAAAAGGAUGUCAAAACAAGGAAAAACAAUAAUCUUCUCCAUCCACCAGCCUCGGUACUCCAUAUUCCGACUGUUUGACAACCUGACCCUGCUGGCUGCAGGGAGAGUGCUGUUCCAUGGGCCAGCCCAGCAUGCCAUUGGGUACUUCCAGUCCAUGGGCUACCAGUGCGAGCCGUACAACAACCCUGCUGACUUUUUCCUGGACGUCAUCAAUGGAGACUCCACCGCUGUGGCAAUGAACAAGAUUGAUGAGAUUAACACAGCAGAGAGCACUGAAGAACGCACUGAAUAUGAUAAAACCUUGGCUGAGCACUUAGCAGAAAAAUACUCCAGCUCUACCUACUACCAAGAAACAAAAGCACAAUUAGAGAAUAUUUCUUUGGGAAAUAAAAAGAAAACCAAAUCAGUUUUCCGACAAAUCACAUAUGCCAAUUCCUUCCUUCAUCAGCUGAAAUGGGUGUCCAGGCGCACAUUUAAAAAUAUGAUAAGAAACCCUCAAGCUUCCAUAGCUCAGGUGUGUGUUACGGCUUUUCUGGGACUGGUUGUAGGUGCCCUUUUCUUUGGACUUAAAGAGGACUCCACUGGACUACAGAACAGAGUGGGUGCAAUGUUCUUUCUGACCACCAACCAGUGUUUCAGCAGCAUCUCAGCUAUUGAACUCUUCGUUGUGGAAAAAAAGAUAUUUAUACACGAAUAUAUCAGUGGGUACUACAGAACAUCUGCGUAUUUCAUCGCAAAGCUAAUGGCUGAUUUAAUACCCAUAAGGACUCUACCAAGCAUCAUCUUCACCUGUAUAGUUUACUUCAUGUUAGGUUUGAAACCAACAGUAGAAGCCUUCUUUACAAUGAUGUUUACCCUUAUGAUGGUGUCCUACACAGCCACUUCUAUGGCUCUAGCCAUUGCAGCAGGACAGAGCGUGGUCGCUGUAGCAAACCUACUCAUGACUAUCACAUUUGUUUUUAUGAUUCUUUUCUCUGGGUUGCUGGUCAAUCUCCCAAGUGUCAUGCCCUGGCUCUCCUGGCUCAAAUACUUUAGCAUCCCUCGAUAUGGAAUGACAGCUUUACAAAUCAAUGAAUUGAAGGGUCUGAACUUCUGCGGCAGCAUUAACACCACAGUUUUAAGCAGCGAUGAUAGCUAUCGACAAAUGAGCCCGAUGUCGUGUACUGGAGAUGACUACCUGAAAAGGCAAGGCAUUGAUGCGAGUACCUGGGGCCUGUGGCAGAACCACCUGGCACUUGCCUGCAUGUCAAUAAUAUUCUUCACCAUUGCGUACCUGAAACUGCACUUCAUGAAGAAGUUCUCUUAAAAUCAGAAGAAGAGAUGCAAUUUCCACUCUUCAGUAGUUUGAUCAAACUGACUGUGCAACUGACUCGAUUAUUUUUAUAAGAGGCCUUCCUUUGUACUUUUAUGAUGACACAAGUCCACAAUGUGAAUGCCAUCCUUGUAUGUUAUAUUAAAUACUUACUAUUAAUGUACUUUGCCGAAAUAUCUAGCAAGACUCAGUCCUCCCUGCCACAAAAAGUGUACAACUAUU
Messenger RNA from Neopelma chrysocephalum (saffron-crested tyrant-manakin), 2408 nucleotides. RefSeq names its product ATP binding cassette subfamily G member 2 (Junior blood group) (gene ABCG2). The coding region runs from base 189 to 2180 and encodes 663 amino acids. Gene Ontology annotation, molecular function: ATP binding; ATP hydrolysis activity; ABC-type transporter activity. Gene Ontology annotation, cellular component: plasma membrane. The transcript is spliced from 16 exons. The record is from RefSeq and is a predicted model, not a curated record. Lineage: Eukaryota; Metazoa; Chordata; Aves; Passeriformes; Pipridae.